Molecule: messenger RNA, 1212 nt
Organism: Mya arenaria
Lineage: Eukaryota; Metazoa; Mollusca; Bivalvia; Myida; Myidae
Product: carbohydrate sulfotransferase 4-like
Exons: 7
Coding region: 1-1212 (403 amino acids)
Biological process (GO): N-acetylglucosamine metabolic process; sulfur compound metabolic process
Molecular function (GO): N-acetylglucosamine 6-O-sulfotransferase activity
Source: RefSeq, a predicted model, not a curated record
AUGCGAAUGCGUAAGCUGCGGUUGCUCCUGGUCGCCGUCCUGUGCACGCCGCCUCUAGUCCUACUUAUCAUUUCAGAUGCCGCGGUAUCUUCGUUCAACAUGACCUUGAAAAGGACUGGUUUUGACGACCUACGGGUCCAUACCAGCCGGGACGCCCGAUCCCCGGAAACAUAUGAUCUGCUGGUGAACGCCUACCAGAACGGCGGAUCCCGAUUCACAGCGGAUCUCUUCGGCUUUAGGCCUGAUGCGUUCUACUUCUACGAGCCCCUUUGGCGAUUCUCGGAGCAAGAGUACUUCCGGUCGCCCAGCACCGUCUGCAGCAUCCUAAACAACACUUGCAGGGAACUGGGAUUGACUGCGGUAAACCGUGCACGCGACCUGGAGGACAUGAGGCAGCUGGUGGGUGAAGUACCUAGGAACUCCACCGUAGGCGACCUGAUGACGGAGGUGUUUGCGGACAUAUACCGCUGCGACUUCUCCCGUAUAUCCAGUCUCGUCCAGCAGCAGGUCACAGACAACCUCAAAUUCGCAGGUCCGAGUUGGCGGCGGUACGCGGACUGUCGUUACAGUAAACGACAUCCGAGGGACAUCUGUCUGCCGAUGCAGGCCCUCUACUGCUCUAACUUCCGGCACCUGGUAGUCAAGACGCUCCGAAUCACCACGGACUCACUGGCUCCUCUCCUCGACCGGAAGCCCGAUCUCAAGGUCAUCCAAUUGUUCCGGAACCCAUUCGCUAUCAUGAAUAGCCGCUUGGAAAGCACCUUUCAGUUGAUUGUCAGUGACUUUGUUGAAAUGGGAGAAAGCUUGUGUAGAAAAAUGGAAAUAGACUAUCAAGGUUCAAUAGAUUUAAUAAAGAAACACCCUGAUAGGGUGAAGAUGGUGUUUUACGAUGAUCUAAAGCGAAAUGUGAGCGGAAAAGUACAGAGUCUGUACAGUUUUGUGGGCAUGGAGCAGCGACCGGAAGAGGCGCGGGCAUUGGACGUUGUUAUUCCGAACGAAGGCGACCUUAACAGCAAGAGCAUCGAGGACCUACGAAAGAAAGACAACACACAGUGGUGGAGGGUCAGGAUUGACUUCAAACUGUACAGAGAGAUUUUCCAACGGUGCACAAACGUUGUUAAAAUAUUCAGACUCACUGAUUUCAAGACUGAGGAAGAUUUGAGAAAUUUGAACAUUCCCGACAUGCACCUACCGGAUAUGUUCAAGAUAUAA